This is a messenger RNA of Photinus pyralis (common eastern firefly), 3252 nucleotides long. RefSeq names its product nephrin-like. Gene Ontology annotation, molecular function: protein binding. NCBI's taxonomy places the organism in Eukaryota, Metazoa, Arthropoda, Insecta, Coleoptera, Lampyridae. The transcript has 14 exons. The record is from RefSeq and is a predicted model, not a curated record. Bases 197 to 2986 code for a protein of 929 amino acids.
UUCGUGAUGUUUACGUAAAUCUUACACGAAAGCGCGAGCUUUUUCGAAGUCGGAAAAACUUAUGAACUUACGCCGUGAUGUCGGAGCAGUAUGAAACAUUUUUCGCGGUUCUAUCACGCUCAGAGCGGGAAACACGUAGUCUAUUUUAAGUUUUUCCGUAGAGUUUGUGUAAGUGCGCUCGCCGCGCGUUAACAAAAUGAUGUUGGUGUCCCUGAAAACUUUCAGAAGUACUCGCAAAGAUCUUAUAAACAGUGUGGCCCACUUUCUACUUCUGAUGGUUGGAGCAAUUUGGUUUCAAAGUUUUCACGUCAAAUCUGAAGACGACUCUGUAAACGUGAUACAUCAUGUGGACGCCGUUCAAGGGGGUGUAGCGAAAUUGCCUUGUGAUAUUACACCAGCUGUUAAAGGUGAUAAAAUGCACAUCGUCAUAUGGUACAAAGAGGGCAUUAAAAGCAAGCCAGUGCCAAUAUAUACUUUCGAUUCUCGCGAUAAACAACUGAAACAAGGAAAGCAUUGGUCGGACGAGCACAUCUUAGGAGGGCGCGCCUACUUCCGGUAUCAGGACGAACCCGCUAAACUAACCCUGGACAGCGUUAAGGAGAGCGAUGGUGGAAUUUAUCAAUGUAGGGUCGAUUUUAGGCAAACCCCUACGAGAAAUAUUAAAGUUAACCUAACCGUUAUAAUUCCUCCGGAGAAAUUGAGUAUCUUAGAUGAAAGAGGAGUUCAUAUCCCUCAUUAUAUUCUUGGACCUUACAAUGAGGGAGCCUCCGUCAAUAUUACAUGCGUAGCCACAGGGGGCAGACCUCUGCCGGAAGUUACGUGGUGGCAAGAAAAUGCGUUACUGGAUGAAUCGUUUGAACCUCUCACAGCUAGACGAGUAAGAAACAUCUUGCAUUUGGAACAACUGGAGAGGAGGGAUCUACAUCGAGUUUUUACAUGUCAAGCUACCAACAAUGAAUUAGUUACUCCUAUUUCAAGCUCGGUUACAUUGGACAUGAAUUUACGUCCUCUGUGGGUGAAACUGCUUGGAGAGAAUAGACCGCUUUCAGCUGAAAAUACGUACGAAUUAAAUUGCGAAGUGGUUGGAUCCCGUCCACCCCCUACAAUUACAUGGUGGAAAGGAAGCAUACAAAUGACAAACACUCGUGAAACAACAAGCCCGGAUAGUAACACAACGACCAGUGUUUUAACAUUUUCGCCUACAAUCGAUGACGGUGGAAAGUUUUUGUCGUGCAGGGGGCAACAGCAACUCAUUCCGAAAAGUGGCAUUGAGGAUGGAUGGAAAUUGGAUAUUCACCACGUUCCUUUAGUUUCCCUGGAAUUAGGAAGUAAUCUAAACGGAAGCACAAUUAAAGAAGGUGUCGACGUAUAUUUCGAAUGCAAUAUUAAGUCGAAUCCCUGGGUGUAUAAAGUGAGCUGGAGACAUAACGCGAAGGUGCUGUACAAUAACGCCGGGGUUGGAACAAUAGUUAGUAAUCAAAGUUUAGUGCUGCAAAACGUAACAAGAUCUAGAAGUGGCUUAUAUACGUGCGUGGGGAGUAAUCAAGAGGGAGAUGGCGAAAGCAAUGUCGUGCAGCUCGAUGUAAAAUUUGCACCUGUGUGCCGUCCGGGACAACCGAAGAUUUACGGUGUAGCGCGCCAAGAAAUUGCGGAAAUACGUUGUGAAUUAGAAUCAAAUCCGACCGAUAUACAGUUCACGUGGAAAUUCAAUAACACCGAUAACAACCUUCUAACUGUAGAUCUACCGCAGAAUUUAAUUGCCACAGAUCGCGCACGAAGUACGGCUUCGUAUCAACCUAUGACUGAACGUGACUAUGGUACAUUGCUUUGUAGUGGAAGUAAUGAGAUUGGAGAUCAAAGAGAACCGUGUGUGUUUUACAUUAAUCCCGCAGGCAAGCCAGAUUCGCUGUCGAAUUGUACAAUCCAAAAUCAAACCGUGGAAUCUCUUCACGUCGAGUGCAUUGAAGGUUUCGACGGUGGUUUACAUCAGGAAUUCAUUAUGGAACUCUACGAUACGUUGACACGGAAAUUGGUCAAUAACGUCACGUCCAAAAUUCCUACAUUUACUGUAAGCGGACUCGAGUCUGGAUUGGAGUUUCAGAUAGGUUUAUACGCCAUCAAUAAAAAGGGCAAAAGUUCAACCUCCUAUUUACAAACGCACACACUAAAAUCCGCCGAAAAGCAUACCGCUCUCACACCUGUGCUGUUGCAUAUUACCCCAAUACUCGGAAUACUAAUUGGAGUUGUUUCCUCUCUUAUUUUAGUCGCCAUAAUCAUUAUUUUAGUUAUACGUGUUCGGGGUGCAAGUUCUUCGGAUGACUACAAGGACUCUCGAUUUUCGUGCAGAGAUGGCGAAAAUAACAGUAAAAAUAGCAUGCAAACAUUAAGUAAAGAAUUAAACAGCAGCACAGAUAGUCUCGAAGAAAAAAACCCAGAUAUUGUUCCCCACAAUAGCGGAGACAGCGAGUAUCAAGAGGAAGAGCGUGCGUUUGAGCGUUUAAAUAAUUCCUCCGUUAGAAAUUACAACAGAUUACAAACGUUAGAAGAUGACCACCAACAACGCGUAUACGACAGUUACAAUAGCAACGAAAUAACUUACGCCGAAUUGUCCCUCGGCAAACAGCAGUUAUCCCCCGUAAUUUACAGUAAUCAACAGUCUAUUCCAAUGUCUGUGAUAAGAACCCAAGAACCUACGCUUUACGCGCAAAUAGAUGUUUCUAAGUGCGUGCAGCCAACAUAUUUAAACAGUAAUAGCGUUUCCUUCUCCUGUCAGUCUUCAGCAGUGCCGCAUCAACAUUAUUCGGAAUACAUGCCACGUCCAAAUGGGGAGGAGCAUCUGCAGGAUGGCUACACAACUGCCGAAACCCCACUCAUAAGCAACAGGGAAAAUAAUGUAAUCCAACCGUUGCGAGAAGGAAGCUGUAACAGAUCACCUAUGAGCGCGACACAACCCCGUUCAACCACAGCCACAGCGACUCGUUUCUGACCACUUUAAAGUAAGAGUUAUAGUGCGUUAAAAAUAAAAGUGAUUGUAAAUCCAAGUUCUUGUAAGGUGGCGCGAUGAUAGACUGUAAAUAAAAGACUGAUUAAAAAGAUAAUUGGUUAGAAGUGUUUUAGUUGCGAUGUUUUUGACAAUUAUUAAAACGACUGAUAUGAAAAUUACAAAAGUUUUAAUCCGAAUUUCAUGUAUUUACUUGUACAUAAAUUUUUCUAGCUGUGAAAAUAAACGAAUUGAUUUAUUAAUACUUUGUA